Molecule: messenger RNA, 1449 nt
Organism: Verticillium nonalfalfae
Lineage: Eukaryota; Fungi; Ascomycota; Sordariomycetes; Glomerellales; Plectosphaerellaceae
Exons: 6
Coding region: 1-1449 (482 amino acids)
Biological process (GO): proteolysis
Cellular component (GO): fungal-type vacuole
Molecular function (GO): serine-type carboxypeptidase activity
Source: RefSeq, a predicted model, not a curated record
AUGCGGUCAUAUUCAGACCUCACAGUCUUCGCCCUGCAGGCGACGAGCCUCUUUGCACUUGGUCGAUGCGCCCCAAGUCAAAAGCCUCUCGUUGCCAAUCUACCGACCUUCAAUCUACGCGAGCAGACUGAUGUCCUUUGCGAUGCCGGGUCGCGGCACUGGACUGGUUCAGUCCCAAUCACAAGCGAUAAGAACUUGUCCUUUUGGUAUUUCGAAAGCCGUAGCCAUCCACAGACUGACCCAGUACUGUUGUGGAUGAGCGGGGGCCCUGGUGCAACAGGCGAAUUCGGCGUCUUCAAAGAUAGUGGACCUUGUCAAGUAAACCUAGACGGUAAUUCUACAUCAAAGCGGCCAUUCUCCUGGACGGACAAGGCCAACGUGCUUUUCAUCGACCAGCCAGUGGGCGUGGGGUUCUCGGAAAUCAGCGACCGAGAUCUCAUGGCAGUUACACUGGAACAGGGAGGUCGCGAUCUCUACGCCUUUCUCUCGGUUUUUACAUCCCGUGUCUUUCCUGACACAGCCGACAAGACUUGGCACAUCGCCGGUGAGUCAAUGGGAGGCCAUUAUGUUACUGGAUACACUCAGUACAUCAUCCAGCAGCAGCGAGAACGAGCCAUUCAAGGCAACGCUAUUCCGCUCGAUAUCGCCACAGCAAUUAUUGUUGAUGGGUACAUCGAUGACUCCAGAAGUGCGGCUGGCUUUUACGAUUAUCUCUGUCUCGACUGGCGUGGUGAUGGCCAUAAGCCCCUUCUCGACCCCGAAGAGUGCGAAUCUAUGGUCGCCGGUGUUCCGAGCUGUGAGAAGAAGGGAGCCCUCUGCCGCGAAACUUAUGAUGUCGAGAUUUGCACUCUCGCCUCGUCGCACUGCAACGACACGGUGGCCAAGUUCUUUUGGAAAAACGUGAAGUCUGGAGGUUGGAAUCCUUAUGAUGGCCGACUGACAUGCGAAAACCCUCCACUCUGCUCCGACCUGCAGGGCGGGCCAACAAGGGAGUUUCUGAACAAACCUUGGGUUCUAGAAAGACUUGGAUACCCUGGAAAGUCCUUCUCACUGAUUGACAUGGACGCCAACCAGAGGUGGGAAGAGGACGGCCAUCUUUUCCUGCCGACUACGCGGGAACUGACUUGGCUUCUCGACGAAACAAAUAUUCGCGUUCUCUUCAUCAAUGGCAAUGAUGACAUGAUCAUCAACUCGCCUGGGCAGAUCAGGAUGCUUGAUGAACAGCCCUGGGCUCGCCAGGCUUGGUACAGACAACAGGCAUUCGAGGAUUGGCACUAUGCCGACGGCGAAAUAGCGCGGGAGGGACUCACUGAUGAAAAGAAGAAGGGAGGAAAAUGGAAGGGCGAUAAUCGUCUCAGCCUGUUUCUGGUGGACGAAGCUGGUCACAUGGCCCCCUGGGAUCAGCCCGAAGCAGUCGGCGCAGUUGUCAGGGCAUGGAUACGGUCCUGA